Molecule: messenger RNA, 1233 nt
Organism: Selaginella moellendorffii
Lineage: Eukaryota; Viridiplantae; Streptophyta; Lycopodiopsida; Selaginellales; Selaginellaceae
Exons: 2
Coding region: 18-1136 (372 amino acids)
Source: RefSeq, a predicted model, not a curated record
UAGGGUUCUUGGGAAAAAUGGAGGGAUUCCAGAGCAGAUUGGAUCAGGUGUUUGGCGGGCUGGGGAAUGGAAGCGCGCCAUCGCUGUGGUCCGUCAGUGGCACGCAGCUGGAGCGGCAGCAAUGGCGGCCAGCGGCGAACAGUGACGACGAGGACGAAGGGCCGACUUGCUCGUCGAGUUUUAGGUCUGAGGAGGAGCAGGCGACGAAGAGGGUGAGGCAGGACGAGAAUGGGGACGAGAAUGUGGACGAAGAAGAAGAGAUGAUUCGAGUGCAAGCUAUGGUCGGCAUGGACACCACUCUGGAUUACGAGGAUGAAGAGGACGAGUAUGAUAAGGUGGCUGUGGGAAGAGAGGGCGCUGGUGAUCGGCUCUACACAAGCGAUGUCAAGGCAAGUUUUGACAGCUUGAGUGUUCUUUCCGGCGCCAGCUUUAUGGCUCGAGAUGAUCUAGCAUCGCGCAAAGCAGCAGCAGCAGAUCGUCUCGCAGAAGCGAGAGAAGCCAAGAUCAAUGGCACCACACCGGAUUUGCAUAGGACCGGGGAUUUGUACAGGAGAACUUCGAGUUCCAGGCCGAAAAGUAGUGGUGAUGGAACUCGGACUUCCGACUCUAGUGACAAGAGGAAGAACGAAAGCCGUGACGAUCGUCCACAGAAGAAGGUCAGGUUUGCAGUAGAGGAGGAGAACCAGAAAACGCGAAGAACUCCGAGAGAUGAUGGUGGUCAUCGCCAGAGAGCUGGGAUCGAUCGCUACAGAAACGUUCCUCAUCACGUAAGGCAUCCAGAGAAGUAUACGCACUACACUCUUGACUGGGGGGAAGAAGGCAAUAGCAACAACGUCCAGGCGUGGCAAUCCACCAUGGCGGCCAUCAAUUCUACCAAGAAUGAAGGAGAAGGAGAGCAGCCUUUUGAGCUUCCACAGCACGUCCCCUUCGUUCCUCGAGCCAACAAAGAGAGAGCUGGAUCAUCCAAGCCUGGUGGAUCGACCAAGGACUCGACUACUCCAAGCGGCAGCGCUACUUCUGUGAGCUUCGCCGUUAGAGGAUUGGAAGACGAGGGUGUGGCCAUGGAAGAAAACGCACAGUCGAGCUCCAAGAACCAGAAAAGUCGAAGCUAUCGAUCCAGGAUCACGGAAGAGUGAUGGGAGAAGAUCUUCCAGUAUACAAAACCUCACUCUGUUUGUUACUAUAUAGUUGUCACAAAUCGAAGGACGGAAAAUCUAAAGCUCCAUUGCCAUC